Caenorhabditis elegans is the source of this 2256-nucleotide messenger RNA. It is a transcript of the gene ift-81, whose product is annotated as Intraflagellar transport protein 81 homolog. Gene Ontology annotation, biological process: intraciliary transport; microtubule-based movement; cilium assembly. The transcript is spliced from 19 exons. Gene Ontology annotation, molecular function: tubulin binding. Bases 126 to 2042 code for a protein of 638 amino acids. NCBI's taxonomy places the organism in Eukaryota, Metazoa, Nematoda, Chromadorea, Rhabditida, Rhabditidae. The record is from RefSeq and is marked reviewed. Gene Ontology annotation, cellular component: intraciliary transport particle B; cilium; microtubule organizing center.
AGUUAAUUACCAACAAACUGAUUCAACUUGUUCAACUUCUGUUCCCUUUUCAAUACUACUUGAAACAUUUCAUAUUUACGUCGUGUUGCCCUGGUAACCGGGAUCACUAACGGUGUAUCCUUAAGAUGUCGAACGAUAUUCAAGGGUUUAUUCUCCACUUUUUGAAUGAAGAGCCGUUCAAUCUCAACUUAUCAUCACUUCAAUUCGACCAAUUACCACCGCAGCAGUUGCUCCAAAUUUUGAGUAAUGUUUUGAGCUGGGUUUCCGACACGGACCGAAUUGAUAUCAAAAGAGAGGCUGCUGAAGAGACUGCAAUUCGUAUUCUGAAUAUGCUCCGAAUUCUCCGCUACAGACCACCGCAAGACCAGGAUGAACAGGAAGAAUGGCGUGCAGGGAUUGUCGAAGGUCGCAAGACUAGCCUCUAUCCUCUUCUGGUUUUUCUUUUUGAAAACUCAGAAGGUUUGAAAGAGCGCGCAUAUUUGUCAAAAUAUUUGAUGAAGACAGAUGUACCUGGAGAAUUCUUCGAUUAUGAUAUUGAAGAGCUGCAAAAUGAGAUUGGAGAGUUGACAAUGGAGUUUAAGGAAAUCCAUGCUGAAAUGAAAGGAAUAAUGGCAGACGUACUCUUGCUUGAUGACAUAAAAGAGGAUUUAAAGUCAAUGGAAAAAGAAAAACAAAUUUUGCUCCGAAAGAUUGAGAAGACCGAGAAGAAAGUGCAGAAUAUACCAUAUUUUGAUAAACAAAUGCAACUUGCAUUACAAUUACGCGGAGAGAAAACCCGAUAUGCAGAUUUUGCAAUUGAAAAACAACAAGAACGGCAGAAGGUCCUGAACAUCGAAGCCAGAAUCAACCGAAUGAAAAUCAAUUUGACGGAGGCUCAAGCGGUCGCUGACACAUUGGAUGAACAGGCGUUAAUGGAAAAAUUAGAGGACGAAGUUGCGACGAACACUUACUUAGUGAAUGGCAAGUUGUUUCAAGAAAUUGAAUCAAAGGAAAACAAGUUGAAAGAGCUGACAGCCAUGGCAAGGUCCAAUUCAGUGCGGGAAGAGGAUGUCAGUAGAAUGAAUUCUGAGAUAGAGGAAAUGUCAAAACGAAUUCGAAAACUAGAAGACGAACGGGAUCACAAAGAAGUGGAUAUUGAUGAGAACAUGAGUGUGUUUCGUCAUCAAACUUCCCUUCUCGAACGCAAAAAAGAAACAGCGGUGCAGAAAUUGCAAGAAUUGAGGCAAGAACUUGCGAAAAUUGAGAAAGAUGUCGAUGAGCGUAAAACCAAUCUCAAAGACAAAGUGGGCGGGGAAGUUGUGUCAAAUGUUCAGUACCGAAAAUAUUUAGAGCAAUACCGUGUGAAAAGUGAAGAACAAAAAAAGAAAAGGAAGGAAAUUGAGUUGAUGCAUACCGAGGUGGCAGUGCUUAAAAGAACAAUUGACAUUGUUUCCAAAAGAUACAAUAAAUUGGAAACGCACAUUGAAAGUAUUGGCGGAGAAAUAGUAGAAGUUUUGAAUGUUCCAACGAAAUACGAUCGUCCGAAAACUGCAGCUCCGCAAACAAAUAAUGCAGAGGACAUAAAAUCGGAUAUGAAAGACAUGAUGGCUGCACUGGAUGAACGAAAAGAUAAGAUAACAGAUCAACGGACAAAGAGAGACGAGGUGAAGUAUGUUGUGCAGCAAAAAAUGAGCCAGCUGGCUACAAUCAAAAUGGAAGCAGACCAAUUUAUGGCUGAACUGGAGCGUGAUAAUAAGAGAUUGGUUGAGAAUGUAAAAGAACUUGAAACAACUGUAAGAGAUUGUGAUGACAGAAUACCUGAGUUGAAAAAUGAGCUGGCGAUUUUGUUGGACGAUAAAAACAAAAUGGAAGGGGUUUCAGGAGAAAACUUGGAAGAACUGCUAUCUAAAGCUGCCGAAAAAGAGCAACGAAUUGACACUGAAAUCGAGGAAAUGGGCGAUUUCGAUGAGAGCCGCAUGCAAGCUGAACUUUGGAAGGGACUACUCACCAUUUUCGAGACUAAAAUUGAGAUUUUCAAAGAGAGAGCAAACUCUAGAAACUAAUCCACUUUGCAAAAUUGACGAGAGAGAGAGGGCAAACAAAUUUGGUUUAGUGUUUCAUCUCCAUUUGUUUAAUUUUAUGUUUUUUUUUUGGAAAAUGAGCCAAAAAUAAGAUGCGAAUAUUUGAUGUUUGAAAAAAAUUACUUAUUUUGUAAAGAAUUAUAUAUUUGGUAAACGAAACCUUCCACACAAUAAUAAACUUCUGAAUAAAUAUUUU